GCUCAGCUCCUGCAAUGGGGCCUGCCUGACACUUGGGCGCUCCUUCAGUCUCGAUGUUGAUGGCAGGACAAAGGGGCGCCUGGACCAUGGGUGAUGUGGUCGAGAAGAGUUUGGAAGGGCCCCUGGCACCUUCUACAGAUGAGCCCUCCCAGAAAACAGGAGACUUGGUCGAGAUCUUAAAUGGGGAAAAGGUCAAAUUUGACGACGCGGGACUCUCCUUAAUUCUUCAGAAUGGCCUGGAAACCCUGCGAAUGGAAAACGCUCUGACAGAUGUCAUCUUGUGUGUGGACAUUCAGGAAUUCUCCUGCCACCGCGUGGUGCUUGCCGCAGCCAGCAACUAUUUCAGGGCCAUGUUCUGCAACGAUUUAAAGGAAAAGUAUGAGAAAAGGAUCAUUAUUAAAGGGGUUGAUGCUGAGACCAUGCACACUCUGUUGGACUACACGUACACCAGCAAGGCGCUGAUCACCAAGCAGAAUGUCCAGCGGGUCCUGGAGGCUGCUAACCUCUUCCAGUUCCUGCGGAUGGUGGAUGCCUGUGCCAGCUUCCUCACUGAAGCCUUGAACCCAGAAAACUGCGUUGGAAUACUGAGGCUGGCUGACACACACUCGCUGGACAGUCUAAAGAAGCAGGUUCAGAGUUACAUCAUUCAAAACUUUGUGCAGAUUCUGAACUCUGAGGAGUUUCUUGACCUGCCCGUGGACACUCUGCACCACAUCUUGAAGAGUGAUGACCUUUACGUGACCGAGGAGGCUCAGGUGUUUGAGACCGUGAUGAGCUGGGUCCGGCACAAGCCAUCAGAACGACUCUGCUUACUCCCCUAUGUCCUCGAGAACGUGCGCUUACCGCUUCUGGACCCGUGGUACUUUGUGGAGACGGUGGAAGCAGAUCCUCUCAUCAGGCAGUGCCCAGAGGUCUUCCCGCUGCUCCAGGAAGCCAGGAUGUACCACCUUUCUGGCAAUGAGGUGGCAAAGAAACACAGCAUGAUGUUUGGAAAUAUAAUUCUUCGAUCAACAAGUGGAUUCAGAUUGAGUAUUUAAACAUAGGCCGCUGGAGGCAUAAGAUGGUGGUGUUGGGUGGCAAGGUCUAUGUGAUCGGAGGCUUUGACGGCUUACAGAGAAUCAACAAUGUGGAGACCUACGACCCCUUUCACAACUGCUGGUCAGAGGUAUAGGACACGAUUUCUACCAGUAACUGCCUGUAUUAUUACUUCAGUGCUUUUUUAAAAAGCUUUGGAACGUGCCUGCCGUGGUGGUCAGCUUUCUGAUCACUUUACUUCCAAGGAGAACAGUUUUGGUGGCUCUGAGCUUCCCUCCUCCUAGGAGCUAUUGCUUCAGUAUUGCUGAUCAAGUCACAGAAACAAUGUCCUUCCAAGUGGUGAAGGUCUGUGUGGGCACCUGUCCUAAUUUGGACAGAACCCCAGAUGUGCACAGAGGCUCACCCUGUCCUUAGAUGGGAGAUCUCUUGGUCUGCAUGUCUUGGUGUAGAGUCUUGUCUCCUCAGAUGCCUUCUCUCCUAUUCUUCUCCACACUGGACACAUGCGGAUCACUUUACUACACCGUUUAUGAACCCAGAGUGAUUUGGUCAUGUUAGAAAUCAUCCCUUCUUUAUUUUCCCAUGGAUGAUGAGCCACUUACAGGCCUGCAUGUCAGACUUUAGUAAUGCAACCUCAGGUAUAUAUCAGACCCAGGAAAAGAAAAGCCACCUCAUCUCAUUUCCAGGUUAUUCCCAGUUUCAAAUUUUCUUUCUCCUUAUCAGAUCAGAUGUCCAAGCAUGUUCCAGCUUAAUGGAAUGUACAACACAGUCAUUGUAGGCACAAGCAAAGGUAGCCAGGUCACCACAUCUAGCCAAGACUGUCAGCCUGAAAAGUGCUAUAUUGAGAGCCCUUAACAUGUAUGGGGGACAUGCCCAGGAUCUUCUCAAAACAAGCCCUAUCACAGAGCUGCUCCACGAUCUAAAAGGAUCCUGUAAAUAAAUGGGCAAGAGGCUCUUGGAAGUCUCCUUUACUGUCCUGGGGUUCACAGGAUAGAAGCACACGUCUGACUUAAUCUCAAAAUCCUCAAUGCUGCCCCAUAAUGGAAGAGUCUGCUUACCUGUGGCCACCGUUUCAGCUUUUCUUCCUAGAUAUAAGCACCAAGGAAAAUCAAUGCUGGUACAUAGUAGGCAUUCCAUAAAUAUUUUUCGAGUGGAUGAGCACAUGAAUGAAUAUGAAUAUGCAUGUAUAAAACAUCAUUUUCCUCCCACACUGGCUGACUUCAUCUGUAUAAACUUAUUCUUGCCUGAGAGCUGGAUUCCGGGAGAGGCUGGCACAUCCCAACACACAGCUUGCUCUAGCUUGCGUGGAGCCUGGAGGGAGGGUGGGAAAUGCAUGCUUUCAUUCUUGCUGUGUCUUAAGAGGAGUCAAGCCCAUGGGCCUUGUGACUAUAGGCAAAAGAUGCCCAGUUCUGUGUCCCGGAGCUCUGUCCUGUAUCCUGGGAGCUACUGCAGCAAUCUGGGCAGCAUGACUGACAGCUUCUUCUUGUGCCCUGUGCCUCUACAGGCCGCACCCCUCCUUGUCCAUGUCAGUUCCUUUGCAGCCACCAGCCAUAAGAAGAAGCUGUAUGUGAUCGGGGGAGGGCCCAAUGGGAAACUGGCCACAGACAAGACUCAGUGUUAUGACCCUUCCACCAACAAGUGGAGUUUGAAGGCGGCCAUGCCCGUGGAGGCUAAAUGCAUCAAUGCAGUGAGUUUCCGGGACCGCAUCUAUGUCGUUGGUGAGUAAUGGCUUCUUAUUGGUCUGAAUGGCUUAGAACCUGAUGAGCGCCUGGCUGCAGCACGUAAACGGUGUGUCGCGGUGUCUCCAGCGCUGGCAACUCACUGCCCCUAGGACCCACUCUGGCUUUCAGGAGAGCCAUCAAUCGACUGUUUCUCUUGGCAAGAGGGUAGACUUGGCCUAAUCAGAAGUUGAAUUUUAGUGGUUAAGAGGGAAGAAACCAGAAAAAUGGAGCGAUGCCCACCGUGUUUCCUCCCUCUCCUCAGGUGGGGCCAUGAGAGCGCUGUACGCCUACAGCCCGCUGGAAGACAGCUGGUGCCUGGUGACCCAGCUCAGCCACGAGCGGGCCAGCUGCGGUAUCGCGCCCUGCAACAACCGGCUCUACAUCACCGGCGGGCGGGACGAGAAGAACGAGGUUAUCGCCACGGUGCUGUGCUGGGACCCCGAGGCCCAGAAACUGACAGAGGAGUGCGUCCUGCCCCGGGGCGUGUCGCACCACGGCAGCGUCACCAUCAGGAAGUCGUACACCCACAUCCGCAGGAUCGUGCCCGGAGCAGUGUCUGUCUGACGGCAGGAUGGGGAGCUGGAGAGCCCCCCCGACCCUCAGCGUACCCGCCUCACCUCUCACCCUCCUCCAGUCCCACUUCAGGCAGCAGGCUCGAGUUUGAGGCCAUACAUCAGGGGAUCCCCUUGACUCACUUUGGGGGAACCUUGGAAGUCACAGUUUGGGGUCACUUGAGACCGGCCAGGAAUGUUUGCAUGACCUACCUCAGGAGGGGAGGCGAGGAAGAGUAAUAUUUAGCAUUCAGGACCCACCCACCCUAUGCCGGCUUCUGUGCCAGGCACUUCCUUUUAUCGGUUCAUUUAACCUGGUGACUGGCUCUUAUCACUUCUAGUUUACAGGUGAGGGAACCAAGUUUCACAGAGGCUAAGUGGCGUGCCCCUGAUCACUCAGAUAGCAAGUAGCUACCCCAGGAGUCUAAAAUCCAGGUCUUUCAUCUCCGAAGUCAAUGCUCUUUCCACCAUGCUGCCUAUCUCAGAGCAGGAAAAACAAACAAAAAACAACAACAAAACCUGGCUCUUGCUGGGCGUGGCGGCUCACGCCUGUAAUCCCAGCCCUAUGGGAGGCUGAGGCGGGCGGAUGACCUGAGGUCAGGAGUUCAAGACCAGCCUGGCCAACAUGGUGAGACCGCCCCGUCUCUACUAAAAAUACAAAAAUUAGCCGCGUGCAGUGGCAGGCGCCUGUAAUUCCAGCUACUCAGGAGGCUGAGGCAGGAGGAUCACUUGAACUUGGGAGGUGGAGGUUGCAGUGAGCCGAGAUCGCCACACUGCACUGCAGCCCGGGAAACAAAAGUGAAGCUCUGUCUUCAAAACAAAAACAAAAACAAAAACAAAAACAAAGAAACCUGGCUCAUUUCUUGUUUCGGCAAGUCUGCUAAAAGAUUCACUCAGCACAGCAGGGAAAUAAAGGUGUUUCCUGCUUUCUUUCCUUUUCUUUCUUAUUCUGCAUCCUCCCUCGUCCCCGCCCUUUACCAAUAUUUAAACCAAGGAGUCAUUUGGGCUCCUUGCCAAGAACAUCUCAUAGGUUCUUCCACUUGAAAGGUCUGGGGGAUGGGCUUGGGAAGGCCUGUUUGCUUUGAAAGAGAUGAAAUACUUGUGUUCUGUCCUCCUCCCAUUGAAACCCUCUUUUUUUUUUUUUUGAGAUGAAGUCGCCCAGGCUGGAGUGCAGUGGCAUGAUCUCGGCUCACUGCAACCUCUGUCACCCUGGUUCAAGUGAUUUUCCUGCCUCAGCCUCCUGAGUAGCUGGGAUUACAGGCACCUGCCACCGCGCCUGGCUAAUUUUUGUAGUUUUAGUAGAGACGGGGUUUCACCAUCUUGGCCAGGCUGGUCUUGAACGCCUGACCUUGUGAUCUGCCCGCCUCGGCCUCCCGAAGUGCUGGGAUUACAGGUGUGAGCCACUGGGCCCGGUCUUUUUUUUUUUAAAUGAUCAUAAGAUGGCCCAUUUUGGACCGGAACUGUCAUUGCCAGACAGAAUUGUACCUUUAGCACAUUCUGGUGCCCUGGCCUCUUAGUGUUCACCAGUUGUACUGCAAUAUAGACAAGAUGUCUCUAGAGACUCAAACUACUGUUUUAUUAAAAAAGUAAACACCUGAGCACAGCUGGCCUACACAGGAGCGACAGAUUCUCCUUGAUGGUACACUUUCUAGUUUUUACACAGUGAUUUAGGUCCACGUUCCUGAUACCCCAUCCUCCUGAAGCCUUCGUUUUCAAGACUUUUAAAAAGCACUUCUACUUGGUUUUUUGAUCAGUGUAGCUCAAUUGUGACUUAAAGAACAGAAUCUGUCCUUCACUGUAAGAGCUACAGCUUUCAAAUGAGCUCACUGGAAAUUCAUUCUAAUCCCCAAGCUGGAGAAACAGGUUAAGAGAUCCUGUUUCAUAUGCUGUAUUUAAAAAGCAACAAUGAUAACAACAUAGUAACUGCGUUACCCAAUGGACUUUAUUUUCAUCAUAUGAUUUCAAUUCUCUUUAUAGAGUUUUAUUUCAUAUCCGGUGUGGCUUGUUCUUUUCAGCAGUUUGGGAAGUUAGUUAUUAGAGUUGAUAGUGAAUUGAAUUUUCAUUAAACAGUCACGGUUAGAAGAAGCUAAUAUUUGAAACAGAUUUUAAAAACUUGAAAAAUUACAGGUGAGAUUUCUGUUUAUGCCAGAUUAUUGAAGAUAAAUAUAAAUGUAUGUUGGUGUGUGAAAUGCUCUGUGCCUUAGAAGCGUGACAGUUCAGCUCUCUGCUGUGGAAAGUAACACAGGGCAAUAGAAACAUAUUUGUGGAAUUUUAGAACAAACUAUUGCUGACUCAUGAGCACUAUAAUAACCAUCAGGAAGCUCCCAACUGAAGCAAUGUAACAGUGUAAUCUAGUUCAAUUCAGCAAACAUUCAUGGAGUUCUUCAUGUCUGUCAAGCCUUGAGGACACCCACGAAUGGCAAAUCUCCACGCUAGACACUCAAUACAGGUAAAUAGGCCACCAGUUAAUAUUCUUGUUUUUAUUUUCUUCAAGUUAGCUAAAAAUGAGAUGCGUAUGAAGUGAGGAGGCUGGAUCCAAGUCUUGAUUGCCUUUCAGGGGGUCAAGGUGGUAAGCUGUGCAGUGAAGUCAACCAGUGGCCAUGGCUUACAUGUUUGUCUCUUUGAGAUCGCCACCAGAACCAUUUGUGAACUGAUUUGUGAAGGAAAAGUCAGUCUUACUCCAAAGACUAUUGCAGGGAGGAACUUCCAGAGAGGAAAUCCAAUGACAAUGGUACUGGCAUACACAGGGAGCCUCCCUUCAAAAAGACAGCGCCCCUAGUCAGGGAGGGGAUGGCGGUCCUUUGAUAAGACCCAUAGGCAAACUUCGAGCCCAUCAGCAGGUCAACCCUAUGCUGGGAAAGUGAGGAUUUGGGAUUUCUGUGCUAUAAACCUGAUUCUAAAUGUAGGACCCAAGUUUCUGGACUACUUCAGAAUACCUAAAUGAAUCAUGGAAACACUCUUUAUGAUUUUUUACAACACCAGAUAUGCAGGUGAAUUGUGGAAAAUGUCAUGUAGCUGACACUCAAGAAAUAGGGAUUCCUAAUAAUGGCAUGGGUAGGGAACAGAUACACCUGGUUAGAAGGUCUAGGGUUCUGUAUAUGAAGCUGCCAGUCUGUAGCUCUUCGAGAAAGAAAGUUCAAGUCAUUUGGGGGAAACUUAAGAAUAGUCAUCAGGGUUUUAGCUUCUAGGCACCAGCCAAGGAUGAGAACUUCUAAAAUCUAAAAUCCAUUUCAAGAAAUAAAGACGAACACAUUUGCAGGAAGGUAACUGUUAUAACCCACACCAUCAGCAGGGGGAAAGCCAAGCUGAGAAUAAACCCAGAGACAAAGAACCCUCGGACUCAGGCAGGACAUGGCAGGAUGUUCUGGCACAGCAGACUGGAGACUGAGGCAGGGCCUGUGAGUGGACAGAGCACCCCUGGCUGGGAAGAAGAAGAUGGGGUAGGAGGAGGUCAGGUUCCAAGGAUGCAGGUCUGGAAAAUGAUAUCGGAGGCCCUGGAGUUUGUGAGCUUGGCUCUAGUCCCAAGAAGGGUGAGGGAGAAUAAGGGUAAGGGAGUAUUCUAGGCAAGGAACUAAGGAAGGAAUCCCCUUCUUAGAGCAGAGGCACAAGUUAGAGCAGGCCCAGCAUUUGGGCCAACUUACUGUGGGGCCUCUGAGCUGCUCAGCUGGGUCUCCUGUCCUAGAGGGAAGGUGGCCCAGAGUCUUUGGUGGAGCGGAAUCUGUAGAUGAGGUUAAGGGACUCCAGUUGCCAAGGUUGAUCUGAAACAGGCAGGGAGCUAAGCUCAUCAGAACACCAACAGAUUCAUGUUCUCGUCUUAGCUUUCAUCUAUUCUGGUCUCAAUGGCUUCGGGAAACACACAUAUACACAUACACCAUGCCCUUGAACUCAAAGCAAACUACGCUCUCAGGGAAAUACAAAUAUCACGUUCUUAUAGCUGUAAAGUAUAGCUUAGCUAUUUAUAGAAGACUAUGAGGUACUGUUGUGAGUUAUUUGCUUAUCCUGUUUUAUUCUGAAAAAUGAAAGUGCUCAAUAGAAUUUUUAACGUUGGCAACACCAUAAGGAUUUCUUAUGUUAAGUCCCAACUUGGGGUUGCAAAAUCAUUUUUUCCCUUAAUACCUGGGUGUUGUAUUAGAUCUCAUAAUUUGACAAGUUAACCUUUUAGAAAUCCACAUAUAUCUCAAAUCUGGCUACUGCAAAACCAGUUUUGACAGGUCAGAUUUUCAUAUGUAUAGGUAUAAAUAGCCAACACUCAGUGAACAAAAUCCUUUAAGCAUUUUGGUUACAUAAAGUUGUAUGUUUUAAGUGAUCAAACUAAGAAUAUUGUUUAUAGGUUUUAAAAACCAAACCAAUAAAAUUUUUAUUUAUUCAAUAAAAUAUGCACAGAACAGA
Messenger RNA from Homo sapiens (human), 7693 nucleotides. RefSeq names its product kelch like family member 6 (gene KLHL6). Gene Ontology annotation, cellular component: cytoplasm. Gene Ontology annotation, biological process: B cell receptor signaling pathway; germinal center formation. Bases 54 to 1037 code for a protein of 327 amino acids. The transcript has 4 exons. The record is from RefSeq and is a predicted model, not a curated record. NCBI's taxonomy places the organism in Eukaryota, Metazoa, Chordata, Mammalia, Primates, Hominidae.